Molecule: messenger RNA, 3300 nt
Organism: Macaca mulatta (Rhesus monkey)
Lineage: Eukaryota; Metazoa; Chordata; Mammalia; Primates; Cercopithecidae
Gene: TOM1L2
Product: target of myb1 like 2 membrane trafficking protein
Biological process (GO): signal transduction
Cellular component (GO): membrane; endosome
Molecular function (GO): clathrin binding; ubiquitin binding; phosphatidylinositol binding
Source: RefSeq, marked provisional
GAUGGAGUUCCUCCUGGGGAACCCGUUCAGCACCCCGGUGGGGCAGUGCCUCGAAAAGGCAACAGAUGGCUCCCUGCAAAGUGAGGAUUGGACAUUGAAUAUGGAGAUCUGUGACAUCAUCAAUGAGACGGAGGAAGGGCCAAAGGAUGCCAUUCGAGCCCUGAAGAAGCGGCUCAAUGGGAAUCGGAACUACAGAGAGGUGAUGCUGGCAUUAACCGUGCUGGAGACAUGUGUGAAGAACUGUGGCCACCGCUUCCACAUCCUUGUGGCCAACCGAGAUUUCAUCGACAGUGUUCUGGUCAAAAUUAUCUCUCCCAAGAACAACCCUCCCACCAUUGUACAGGACAAAGUGCUUGCUCUGAUCCAGGCAUGGGCUGAUGCCUUUCGAAGCAGUCCUGAUCUCACCGGCGUUGUGCACAUAUAUGAGGAGCUGAAGAGGAAAGGGGUUGAAUUUCCCAUGGCAGACUUGGACGCUCUGUCUCCCAUACACACACCACAGCGGAGUGUCCCUGAAGUGGAUCCAGCCGCGACCAUGCCCAGGUCCCAGUCACAGCAGAGGACAAGUGCUGGUUCCUAUUCCUCGCCGCCUCCUGCUCCCUACUCCGCACCGCAGGCCCCGGCUCUGAGUGUGACUGGCCCCAUCACAGCCAAUUCAGAACAGAUUGCCAGGCUGCGGAGUGAACUGGACGUCGUCCGAGGAAACACAAAAGUCAUGUCUGAGAUGUUAACAGAAAUGGUCCCUGGACAGGAGGAUUCAUCUGAUCUGGAGUUGCUACAGGAGCUGAACAGGACCUGCCGGGCCAUGCAGCAGCGCAUCGUGGAGCUCAUCUCCCGCGUGUCCAACGAGGAGGUCACCGAGGAGCUGCUGCAUGUGAACGACGACCUCAACAAUGUCUUCCUUCGAUAUGAGAGGUUCGAACGAUACAGGUCUGGCCGAUCGGUUCAAAAUGCCAGUAAUGGAGUACUGAACGAAGUGACUGAAGACAACUUAAUAGACCUGGGGCCAGGGUCUCCAGCCGUGGUGAGCCCGAUGGUGGGGAACACAGCGCCCCCAUCUUCCCUCUCCUCCCAGCUUGCAGGCUUGGACUUGGGGACAGAGAGCGUCAGUGGUACCCUCAGUUCACUCCAGCAAUGUAAUCCCCGUGACAGCUUUGACAUGUUUGCCCAGACAAGAGGAAACUCCUUGGCUGAGCAGCGCAAGACGGUAACCUAUGAGGAUCCUCAGGCUGUCGGAGGACUUGCUUCUGCCCUAGACAGUCGAAAACAGAGCUCAGAAGGGAUCCCCGUUGCGCAGCCCUCUGUCAUGGACGACAUUGAGGUGUGGCUCAGGACCGACCUGAAGGGCGAUGACCUGGAGGAGGGUGUCACAAGUGAAGAGUUUGAUAAAUUCCUUGAAGAAAGAGCCAAAGCGGCUGAAAUGGUUCCUGACCUCCCCUCGCCCCCCAUGGAGGCUCCUGCCCCAGCCUCAAACCCUUCUGGCCGGAAGAAGCCAGAGCGGUCAGAGGAUGCCCUCUUCGCCCUGUGAGCGGCUCUGUGGUUUGCCUCCCCAGAUGGCGGGUCCCCACUCACACCCCAUGGACACCAGGCACUGGCCACUCCUACAUCCCCAGCUCCACACGGCCUGCACACCUGUGUCUCCAUGGAAAUGCCACCGUGUCUGCUCCCAGGCCUCCCACUAGUCAGGACCAGCUUUAGCCACCUUCUUUUCUGAGUGGUGGGGCAGCUGCAGCCAGAGACUCCUUUCCCUCCCACCACGGGCCCCUCUGCCCAUGUUUCCUCCAAGGAAGAGUGGGCAGAGUGGCCCAGCCCCAGGCAGCACUUCCUGAGCAGACCACCCGGACUGUCUUUCCUCCACCCACCCACGGAGAAGGAGCAGGCCUGGCCCUGCCCUGUGCUCACCUCUGCCUGGCUCAGCAACCUUCUCAGGCAUUCUGCCCACCUGGGCACCUCUCUCCCCGAAGGGGCUUUGCGGCAUCUCUGGAAGAGCAGGGUGCGCUGCACCCACCUGGGGCCUGGUCUCCCUCCUUGGACUUGUCACUUUGUGACGUUUGGCUUAUCGGCAUUUGAGAAGGCUCUGCUGGGUGUCCAUGGGGGGUCUCUCACCUUCUUGACCCUCUCUCCAUCACUCAGCUGCCAGCGCAGGCUUCACACCCAAGCUGGCUCAGUAGCCGAGCCUGGAACCAAGGGGCCCUGUAGGCUCCCAGGGCAGGGAGAGGGCCAAGGACAAUUGGGAGGGCAGCAGGCAGCCCGCAGAUGGUGGCCAUGUGGCACGCUGCUGAGACAACACUACCAGUAAACCAAACUGCCAUGCACACACUGCAGGCUCACACCCACACACCUGGCCCUGGCUUGUGGAGGGGCUUGCAUUGGAGGCAUUGCUCUGGCUUGCCUGGGGAAGUGUCGCAGGUGUGCACAUGGGCCACACUCAAGGCUGUGGCCUGGCCUAUCGUAGCCUCGCACCUCUGCCUCCAGAGCCAGCAGUAAACAGCUUUGCGGCACGCUUGGAGGUUCCCAAUGACUGAGAGGCCUGAGCAGCACUAAGGCCCCUGCACUGCUCCCUGGCAUCGGCCUUGGCCUGCUUGCACAGACUGUCCUGACAGCCUGGCCUCCUCCCACCUCAGAGGUCCUCUGGCCACCAAUUUAUACUGUCUCCCCAAGCUGAUCCUGAAGGCAGGCAGAGCAGCUAGGGGCUGGUAACAUAUACUCCCAUCCCGUGUCCUCACUGGUGUGUCUCCUGGCCAUGGGCAUGGGACUCAUGGGUUAUCCCAGGUGCUGGUCCAGCCAGACACCUCCCCCACACCUCUCACCAAGCUGCUAUUGCUCAGAAGAAGGAGAAUGCUGCAGCUGUGCACACCCCCGUGCGUCUUGGGCCCAGCUCACUGGGUCAGUCUGUUCCUGUCCCCUCCAGCAUGCACUGCCUAAGUCAGCACAGGUUCCUGACCCAUGGUGUAGUUAGCCCUUCCCACCUGGCAGGAUGGCCCAGACCACCAGCCAAGCAGGGAAAGGGGGCUAUGCUUGACAGGAGAAGAGACCAGUGACACAGUCUUUGGGGAGCAUUCAGGAUGGUGACUUCAGCUGGGAGCCAUGCUGAGCACCAACAGGAACUGUUUAGUGAAGAGCAAGUGCUGCCCGACCCAGGACCCCAUGCCAGGCCAGCAGCCCUCCAGCUUCCUCCAGAUAGGAGACCUCGGUCUGGCUGAGGGUGGGACUAGCAGGGAUGUCACACUCCAGUUCCUCAGGUUUACCCAGGAAGCUCCUCCAUGGAGCCUGGCCAGCCUGAUUCUAGCCCCUGCCUCUCUC